AUGGGCAAUGUUGGAAGCCGUCUAGAUGACUCUGGGAACUUGUACUUCAAGGAUCAGACAAGGUAUAUCCGCCUACUAGUCACAAUCGCUUCCGUGACCAUAACGAAUUCCAAACGGCGCGUGCUAUUAAGCCUUGUUCCGAACGCGUUCCCCGCUACGAGAUAUACUGCCAAGCGUGAGACCGGCGACGACAGCCCAAUAGAAUAUAUACAGGAUCCCGAUGUUUCGCCGUCUGCCCCUGUCCCCACCUUCCUCCUGCGAUUAAACAACGAAGACGAGUUGAAUUUCAAAUUCACAUUCAUCUUGAGACAGACACAGACGGGAAACGCUGCGAAUUCAACCGUCAACGGCGUCUCAACAUCAUUGCCCGAAGUUGCCGACACGGUGCUUACAGGCCUUACGUUUGCGCAUGCGCCCAACUCACGAGAACUGGACAACUUGAUCACCAGAGAAUUCCAUGCCAACCCUAACUUGCAGAAUAAUUCAAAUGUACAGCUAGUCGGAGACUACUCUACCGCGGGUAGUCCUUCGGUUCAGUUUGACUGGUCCUGGAAAUGGAAGCCCCCCAAAGUGGUAGAAGAUAAGGGAGGUGGUUGGAGGAACAGCUGCAGCUUUCUAGAUUAUGAUCAAAGAGCGAAUCGGUUGAACACUCUUGCUCACUUCUCGUUUUGGGUGCAUAAUACAAUACGCUCGCUUCCAAGCCCGCAAGUUUCCUCGCCAAAUUUGGAAGUUAACGUCCCUUUCCGCAAUCGCAUUCCCUCGUCACAGUCCGUUCUCUCCCAUUCCAGCGACGCGGACGCCGCUUCCAAUCCCCAGAAUGUCCCUGUUACACCCCCGGAAGCUGGUGAUACAUCGGCCACAUUGCCCCACGUCUCAGCACCGCCUCCGCCUGUCAAAGUCGACCUUCCUCAUUCGCGUCCUGGCGAGGACAUGAGCGUGGUUGAGGAUGGUCCGUUAUUCCGGGCUACGAUGAAAGCCCUGGAACAGAAGACAGGGAACAUGCGUGCUAAGAUAAAGAAGGUCCUCAAGAAAGCUGAAGCCGCUCAGCAGGCACAGACUGCCUGUAACGAAGCUGUGGAAGCCUUCCUCUCCGCAUUAAAAGAGGCCUCAACCUCUAACGCGAACGCCAUACAGCCUGCGCUUGAUCAUUACUUUGAGAGAACUGCAGUGCAAAUAUUGAAUUACGAACGCUUGAAUACCAUUCAGCUUCAGAGACUUGUCAUAGAACCGUUGGUUAAGCUAUACAACAAUGACAUCAAACAGGCGGAGGCGAAGAAGAAGGAAUUCGAGGAAGAGAGCAGAGAUUACUACGCCUAUGUUAGCCGCUAUCUCGGUCAACGCCAGGAUUCGUUGAAGGAAAAGAAGCGAGUGGAAAGUGAUUCCAAGUAUCAGGCAAAGCGACGCAACUUCGAGUUGAAGCGUUUCGACUACUCGUCCUUCAUGCAGGAUCUCCAUGGUGGCCGUAAGGAGCAGGAGGUUCUCUCCCACCUUACUAAGUAUGCAGACACUCAGGCGAAGAGUUUCCUGGCAGCCGCCAAGCAGGUUGAUGAUAUGGUUCCUCAGCUUGAUGCUCUUAUCCAUGAGGUGAAUCAAGCCGAUAAGGAAUUCCAGUUUCAACGCACAGAAAGGGAAGAAAAGCGAAGGAAUCUGGAGAAAAGCAGCAACAUGUAUAUCGAGCCUGACUCUCUAGCCAAUGCGGGUGCAUCAUCGGUACAUUCAGGAAAUGGCCAGCAGAGGAAGGAAGGCUUACUCUGGGCACUGUCUCGCCCAGGGUCUCAUAUUGACCCUAAGGGAAUAAACAAGCAGGCUUGGCAUAAGUUCUGGAUCGUAUUAGAUCAGGGGAAGCUCUCGGAGUAUAGCAAUUGGAAACAGAAACUGGACUUGCACAUGGAUCCUAUCGACCUGCGAAUGGCUUCCGUGCGAGAAGCCCGAAAUGCGGAGCGCCGAUUCUGUUUCGAGGUCAUCACACCGCAGUACAAGCGCAUCUAUCAAGCAACAUCAGAGGAAGAUAUGGCCAAUUGGAUUCGAGCAAUCAACAAUGCUCUGCAGAGCGCCGUUGAGGGCCGCGGCAUGUCUCCACCCCCAGUCUCGUCCGGCAAUGACAACACAUCCAUUGGCCGCGAUAUUGGCUCAGUACUCACUGGAAAGAGUACUUCGUACUCUGUCCAACAUUCCCAUUCAACAGGGUCUAACAACAGUGUCACCCGUCGUACAACUGUGGGUGCGAGACCAAGCUACGUACGCGGUGACGGUCUCGGUUUCGAGGAAAAUCCUUCGAAAUUGCUUCAAACCAUCCGAGACGCAGACCAGGGCAACAAUUGGUGUGCAGACUGCGGGUCUACAUCCAAGGUUGAAUGGGUCUCAAUCAACCUGGGGAUUGUGCUCUGCAUCGAGUGCAGUGGUAUCCACCGGUCACUUGGAACUCACAUUUCCAAGAUUCGUUCGCUUACACUGGAUGUCAACUCCUUCUCCAAUGAUAUCGUUGAAAUUCUGUUGCAGAUUGGUAACCGUGUCAGCAAUAUGAUUUGGGAGGCAACCCUCGAUCAGGCUCAAAAGCCGGUGGCGGCUUCUACUCGUGAGCAGCGGCUCAAGUUCAUCACCGCCAAGUACAGUGAACGGGCGUUUGUUCAGCCACUUCCAUCUCCCUUGUCGCGUUUCACUACCUCAGACGAGACUCUUCUGGCUGCGAUUAAAAGGAAUGACAUUCAGGGCGUGCUAUAUGGAAUUGCCCUUCGUGCCAAUGUGAACAUCACCGAUCGCUCUCGCAGCACUCAUGCCAUUUUUCUUGCUUUAGCCGCAGCGGAUCCAGCAUCGCCUGGUGCGGCCUCAAACCUCUCGGUCAAACCCAGCGGGGCGCCUACAGUGAAGGCCAUCCCAUUCCCUAUCGCAGAGCUACUGGUCCAGAACGGGGCCGAGAUUCCCUCGCAACCUCCUCCCAUCCCUCUUUCAUCGGCCGCUCAGUUAUAUCUGAGCCAAAGAACCGCCAGAGUAUCUGCUUACGGCUCGCCUCCGGCUGCGCCGUCACCUGGGAAAGCUACCCCCGAUUCUCUCGGUUCAGUACCUGCAAUUCGAGGCGCAGGGAAUGACCAUGUCAUUCCGACACCCCAAGCGCCGAGCUCUUUAGACAGUAAGGAGCGCGAGAAACUACAGAAAAGGGGCAGUGCUGGGGCCAGGUUUGCUGGAAAGGUUGCUUCCUUGGGAAUUGACCGCUAG
Molecule: messenger RNA, 3213 nt
Organism: Aspergillus niger
Lineage: Eukaryota; Fungi; Ascomycota; Eurotiomycetes; Eurotiales; Aspergillaceae
Exons: 5
Coding region: 1-3213 (1070 amino acids)
Biological process (GO): intra-Golgi vesicle-mediated transport
Cellular component (GO): endosome; cytoplasm; trans-Golgi network
Molecular function (GO): GTPase activator activity; protein binding
Source: RefSeq, a predicted model, not a curated record